AUGAAGUGGCUCCGCCUCUGCAUCCCGUCGAAUAACACGAUUUUCAUCAAGGCCGUGAGCGAGACGCUCGGACGGAACGAGCCGCAUUUGACGCUCGAGUUUCUCGAGGAAUGCAUUCAGGGAUUCCGAGCCUCUACGAUCGAGCUGAAGCAUUUGUGUCUCGAGUACAUGACGCCUUGGUUGCCGAAUUUGACGCGGUUUUGCAAGCACUCGGAUGACACGAAGAGACAGCGUGUGGCAGUCAUAUUGGACAAGCUCAUUACGUUGACGAUAGAAGAAGAGGAGAUGUAUCCGUCGAUCCAGGCCAAGAUUUGGGGCAAUAUCGGAGCCGUGUCGGAUUUGAUUGACAUGGUGUUGGAUUCGUUUUUGAAGCGCUCUGUGACUGGUGGCCCGUCGUCUAUGCAGGCUGAGAUCAUGGCUGAUACUGCUGUAGCGCUGGCUGCUGCAAACACGCAGUUGGUGUCUAGGAAAGUCAUUUCCAGAUUGUGUCGAGUGUUGGAGAAGACAUGCGCCAGUCCGACGGCCAUUUUGGAGCAGCAUUUGAUGUGGGACGACAUCGCGAUCCUAGCGAGAUACUUGCUGAUGCUGUCUUUCAACAACUGCUUGGACGUGGCGUCGCAUUUGCCGUUCUUGUUCCACAUUGUGACGUUUCUGGUGUGCACGGGGUCUUUGAGCCUCAGGGCGUCGAUUCACGGCCUCGUCAUCAACACCAUACAUUCCUUGUGCACUUGCACGAGUCCACAAUUUUCCGAGGAGCGGAAGCGGGUGUUGAGGAUGAGUUUGGACGAGUACUCCUUGGCCAAAUUUUACAGUCUGUUCGGGAUCUCAAAAGUGAAGAGUCCAGCUGUGAUGGCAUUCCGUUCGAGUUACAGGAACGCGGGGAUCGGAGAACGUUUCGGGCCAGAUCGGUCACUAGGUGGCUCUGCUCCCGACCGCGAAAAGAUUUCCUUGCAAUCGCUCGAAAUCAUCGCAGACUCUUUACUCGAAAUCAUGGAGGCAAGUUUCGCAGUUUUACGGGGUGAAUGUACGAUGGGGCCGCGACAUACGGCCGAUUCGACUUGGGGACACUGCUGUAUGAAGGACAUUCCGGAGAGCAACUGGCUCCAGCAGUGGACAGCACUGGCCCGCAGCUUUGCCCUGCGCUACAACCCGGCCCUGCAACCCAGGGCCCUCAUCGUAUUCGGCUGCAUUUCCAAAUCCGCGUCGGACACGGACGUGAAGCAGCUUUUGCGGAUCCUGUUGAAGGCCCUCGAGAGCUUCUCGGACAUCACUUUGAUCGAGGCGAUCGUCAUGUGUUUGACUCGGCUCCAGCCCUUGUUGAGACGGGAUUCGCCGAUCCACAGGGCCCUGUUUUGGGUUGCCUUGUCCGUGUUGCAGUUGGACGAGGUGUCGUUGUAUUCGGCUGGACUCGCUUUGUUGGAGAUGAAUCAGCCGCUGGAGACGUUGAUGAUGCAGACGCGAGAGCCGUUGGAGUGGUACUUCAAGCAACUUGACCAUGCCAUGGGGAUGAGUUUCAAGGCCAAUUUCCACUUCGCCCUUGUUGGGCACUUGCUCAAGGGUUUCAGGCAUCCAAAUCACUGCACUGUUGGCAGAACUGCCAGGGUGCUCACCAUGCUGCUGGCCAUUGUGGCCAGGCCUCAUCAGAGAGAUAAAUUUGAGCCGCUGGAGACGUUGAUGAUGCAGACGCGAGAGCCAUUGGAGUGGUACUUCAAGCAACUUGACCAUGCCAUGGGGAUGAGUUUCAAGGCCAAUUUCCACUUCGCCCUUGUUGGGCACUUGCUCAAGGGUUUCAGGCAUCCGAAUCACUGCACUGUUGGCAGAACUGCCAGGGUGCUCACCAUGCUGCUGGCCAUUGUGGCCAGGCCUCAUCAGAGAGAUAAAUUUGAGGUUACCGAGGAAUCAGUUGCAUAUUUGGCGGCAUUGUUGCCUGUGAGUGAAGAAGUGAGGAGUCGGUGCAGGUUGAGGCAUCCUGUGGAAGAACAAAUUUACCUGGUGACGGCCAACAAGAGAGCAGCUGGCAUGAACGGAGACGAUGGCGCCGGUGGCGGUGUCUUUGAGCGCCACUCGGCGUCCCACACCUGCUCAGUGGAUACCGUCAAGCAGUGCCUGCUUGUCGGGACGAAGGUGGAUAAUUUCAAGUCGAGUCGGUCGGCGUCGAUCCCGGGUUCAGGCGUGGCACGCCGACACAAUCAUCGGUUCGCCGCCAGCUGGAGCCACCAGCAGCACGCCACCGCCAAAAAGGACGCCGGCCCGUGUCCGUCAGACAAGAGUGGCGGCGGCGGCGGCAGCGGCGGGAUGCCGAGAGCCUCGUCCGUCUGUCGGCUUGAUGUUGUCCAGUCCCAGUGUGCGAAUGGUUGUUACCAUCCCCUAGUUAUUAUUCCGGAUAUCCUUGCCUUUUGUCCGGUUUUGUUAUCUGAUAAAUAA
Notodromas monacha is the source of this 2424-nucleotide messenger RNA. NCBI's taxonomy places the organism in Eukaryota, Metazoa, Arthropoda, Ostracoda, Podocopida, Cyprididae. The record is from the annotation of a GenBank genome assembly.